Messenger RNA from Peromyscus californicus insignis, 872 nucleotides. It is a transcript of the gene Gng3, whose product is annotated as G protein subunit gamma 3. Lineage: Eukaryota; Metazoa; Chordata; Mammalia; Rodentia; Cricetidae. The coding region runs from base 307 to 534 and encodes 75 amino acids. Gene Ontology annotation, biological process: G protein-coupled receptor signaling pathway. Gene Ontology annotation, cellular component: heterotrimeric G-protein complex. Gene Ontology annotation, molecular function: G-protein beta-subunit binding. The record is from RefSeq and is a predicted model, not a curated record. The transcript is spliced from 3 exons.
GCCAGACCCCCCCCCCACUGGCCAGGCAGUUGGUAUGCGCCAGAAUCUGAGCAGCUCCUUCCAGCAUCCUUCAUCCUUCAGGUACCAGGCAUCUGGAGAGUGCUUGAGCUGCAGAAACUGAGACCACCCCUCCAAGGACCUCCAGUCUGAGCAUCUCUAGUGACCUUCUCUGCAUUAGCUGUCAUUGCUACAGAUAUUUUUAGCUGCAAGUCCCUGCAGGGUGGGGCACCUCUCUGAGGCAGGGUUUGGUGCCCCCUCCCCACUGACCCUACAUCCCAGGCUGUUGCCGCCGCCUGUCAUUUCAGGAUGAAAGGAGAGACCCCUGUGAACAGCACCAUGAGUAUCGGCCAAGCACGCAAGAUGGUGGAGCAGCUUAAGAUUGAGGCCAGCCUGUGCCGGAUAAAGGUGUCCAAAGCAGCAGCAGACCUGAUGACUUACUGUGAUGCCCACGCUUGUGAGGAUCCCCUCAUCACUCCUGUGCCCACUUCGGAAAACCCCUUCCGGGAGAAGAAGUUCUUCUGUGCCCUCCUCUGAAGAGUUCUGUCCCUCCUCUGAACUCAUCUCCCCCUCCGAGACCCGCCCUUAGGUCGUAAAUUGUAGCAGCCCCUUUCUACCCAUAUCUAUCAUGAGAUUAGCUGAAGCACAAGCCCUCCUUACCCAUGUCUACCCCAUCUCCUCACCCUUUGAGGCCAACUGCAAGCAUCUUUUACUCCAUCCAGAGGGACCCCGCUAAACUGCCAGAAUCCUGCCUGAUUCCCUCUGUGAUCCGUUCAGGCAAUGGAGAGGGGGAUGCCCGGGUGCUUGUUCUCAGUCUCACCUGGAGCUAUUGGAAAGGUAAAGGCAUUUGAAGAAUAAAGUCAUCCAGAGCCUCA